AUGCUUACUCUUUAUCAUCUUCCUUACGCUGAAGGAUACGGCGCCAACGCGCGCAAGAUUGCAAUUCUCCUCAAUGAGCUGGGUGUUGACUGGAAGGGCGAAGCUGUUCCAAGAAACGAUGUCCGUACUUCCCCUGAGUACGUUCUUCUUCAUCCCGACCGUAAGGUUCCUGUGCUCAAAGACGGCGAGACCACUGUGAUUGAGUCUGCCGCCAUAUUGCAGUAUUUGGCGGAGGUUCAUGGAUCAGGCAAAUUCAUCGAGUCAAAAUACGACGCCAUCGCGUGGGUUUCCCUGCAGAAUGGUUUGUCAUCGGCAAUUUCGUCACUGGCCCAUGCUGAUGACGAGUCACAGACGGCGAAGGCGAUCAGUAACGCUAAGCACUACUUGGGACUUUUGGAAGACAAGCUAGCAUCCUCCAAGAGUGGAUACAUUCUCGAUUCGGGAUACUCAAUUGCAGACAUUGCAUGGAUUGCAUUUGUUGACGAAAGACGCAAGGAGAAACUUCGUCUUGAAAGCUGGGAGCAAUUCCCAAACGUUGCCAAAUGGCAGAAGAAGGUCCUUGCCCGUCCUGCUGUUGCUAAGGCAUACGAGAACUAG
This is a messenger RNA of Ogataea parapolymorpha DL-1, 597 nucleotides long. RefSeq lists its product as uncharacterized. The coding region runs from base 1 to 597 and encodes 198 amino acids. The transcript has a single exon. Lineage: Eukaryota; Fungi; Ascomycota; Pichiomycetes; Pichiales; Pichiaceae. The record is from RefSeq and is a predicted model, not a curated record.